Penicillium alfredii is the source of this 369-nucleotide messenger RNA. RefSeq lists its product as uncharacterized. The transcript is spliced from 2 exons. The record is from RefSeq and is a predicted model, not a curated record. Lineage: Eukaryota; Fungi; Ascomycota; Eurotiomycetes; Eurotiales; Aspergillaceae. Bases 1 to 369 code for a protein of 122 amino acids.
AUGCGCUUCAGCGUCUUUGUUGCUUCCACCAUUGCCCUCGGCAUGAGCGCUGUCUCUGCGGCAGCCGUGCCAGUCGAGACGUCUCCAAUUACUCGUUACGCGCAACUCCGAAUCUUCGGCAAGCCCAGCUGCUCGGAGCAGAACAUGGGUGAAAUUGGUGUCUACAACACCGAGAUCAACAAAUGCAAUGUCCUUGCUGAUCCCAAUGACUUUAUCCGAUCUGUGAAAUAUGAAAUGGCCACGCCGGGCUGCAAGCUCAACGUCUACAGCGAUCUGAAAUGCCACUUGGACAAGCACGAGGAUUUCCCUGUGGGUCAGUGCCUGAGUGGAGGCAAGCAGUACCGGAGCUAUGAGCUGGUGUGUAAAUAG